Molecule: messenger RNA, 1308 nt
Organism: Trypanosoma conorhini
Lineage: Eukaryota; Euglenozoa; Kinetoplastea; Trypanosomatida; Trypanosomatidae
Exons: 1
Coding region: 1-1308 (435 amino acids)
Source: RefSeq, a predicted model, not a curated record
AUGAUGGCGUCUGAAGAGGGUGUUAUGGUGCGACGAUCUCGGAAUCGCGCAGUUGCCUCUGUGACGGCGAUUGAUGCACCUCUUUUCGAUUCGGCGUUGAUUACACGCGGUUUGGCUAAACGUUGCUUGCCUUCGUGUUGUGCUGCGCCAGUGGUACGUCAUGCGGAUUUUUGUUCAUUAGUAGUGGAGCACUUAAAGCCUGAUCCACACCGUGCGGCACGUGAGAAGUUGUUUGCGCUUCAGACGGUGCCUGUGCUUCGUGAUGAAUUUUGUCACAUGGAUGACGCAACUCUGCGCCGCGUCUUUGCAUUUCUUGGGGAACGAUCGAGGGAGUUGUUGCACAUGGCCUCUGUGUGUCGGCGGCUGCGCAAUCUUGUCAUUGCAUCGACCCCGUCGAAUGCCACUUUAGUGCCUUUUAUGAUUCCGUUAGGUUGUCUUUCGAGCCACACCGUUGUUGACUCGCUGUGCGCCUUCUUUGCUCCGCACAAGCGGGGACAGUUCGUGCAGGAGUUGCGGCUUGUGGACACAAAGUACGCCGCCACGCUGCCUGUUAGUACGGCACUGCCGCUGUGCUCCCACCAUGUGUAUCCCGCGCUGGUGAAGUCACUGCCGUCACUGACGUCUCUGGAUCUUCGCGGCGUCGUGUGGGAUUGUCACGCCCACCCGCACCUGCCGCAGUACUUCUUCAGUGACCUGCAUCUUGUCGCACCGAAGCUGCGGGCGCUUAAAGUUGGUGUGGACCUUUUCUCGCAGUGGUCCCCCGGGUGGUGGCAGCGCCUCACGGCGUUGGAGAGAAUCGUGGUGGGCUCCCGGCGCGACCAGGCGGUGGUUCCCGGCGGCGCGCAGCUGCCUCCACUAGUGCUGCACGACGAGUUCUUCGACAUGCUGCGUGCCCCACGCCGACCGUGGCGGGUGAAGCUGUGGUGUCCGCUGGAGCGGAGCAUGCUUCCCAGGCUGCUUCUUCCCACGCAGGCGUUCCCCGAGCUGCAGGAGCUGACGGUGAACCUCUCCAACACCGACAUCCUCGAGGAGCUUAAGCGGGCCGCGGUGCGGUCGCCGCGGGAGGGCAAGUCACGCAGAAGCAUGAAGGGCGUCAUGGCGCACGCAUCGGAUGAGGCAGACGCGCGGACAAUGUUUGUCUCCUUGCAGUCGUUGACCCUCGUGAACGUGGAGCAGUGUCCGACGCUGCCGGCGGAGCUCAUGGAGCGUUUUUUUUCUCGCGCACCGCGUCUCAAGUACUUUACGGUGGUGAACACCGCGAGAGUGCCGCCGCCGCCGCCCCCGUCAAAGCUGCGGCGGCGGGCGUAG